Molecule: messenger RNA, 2481 nt
Organism: Lachancea meyersii CBS 8951
Lineage: Eukaryota; Fungi; Ascomycota; Saccharomycetes; Saccharomycetales; Saccharomycetaceae
Source: the annotation of a GenBank genome assembly
AUGGCCUCUGAUGAGAAGUUUAAUCACCCGUUUCAGCCCUAUGAUAUUCAGAUUCAGCUCAUGAGCCAAGUGUAUGGCUUACUUGAAGGCAACAAGAAAAUAGGCAUUUUUGAGAGUCCAACGGGUACUGGAAAAACCCUUUCGUUGAUCUGCCCCACCGUUACGUGGUUAAGAAAUAACAAGGCAAAAUUGCUAACCAGUAAGGACGCUGACUCUCGUCUCUCGAAUAACGAAGUAAGCGUGCCGACGCAGGAAAACGAAGAAGACAGUGACGAUGAGCCUGCUUGGGUCACAGAAGCGUAUUUUGAAUCGGUACUUAAAGAAAAAUUAAGGGCCUUGAAAGAGUACGAGGAUCACUUGAACUCCAAAAAAUUCACCGCAAAUGCUGCGAACGUUCUGUCUGGACAGGACUGCAGUCAAAAAGCUGUCAAAAAAUCUCGUGUUGUACCCCACGUUCCGGUUGUUUUUGAGGACAGUAACUUUCUUCCGGACGAGGAUUCCUCACCCGUGCUAGACAAUCAGGAUUCCACAGAUGAUCAAACGAAACUAAAUGCCGAAGUAAGGGCUCUGCUUGGCAAAGUCAGUGAUCCACAACGCGCUGAGAAGCCUGAGGUUGCGAAUUUGCCUUCACCCAUAAAGAUUUUUUUUGCCUCAAGAACACAUUCACAGCUAUCUCAGUUUGCCUCACAGUUAAGGCUCCCUAACUUCCCACCGUCCUUCGAGUCUCUGGAGCACGAGCGAAUCAAGUUGGUGCCUCUUGGAUCCCGAAAGCAACUCUGCAUCAACCCCAAAGUAUCGAAGUCCCCAAGCCACACAAUAAAUGAUAGCUGUAUGAACGCGAUCAACAAGAAAGAGUGCGAGCCAUAUACUAGGACAAAAGACCCUAGCAACGUACGAUCGUUCAGAGACUACGCGUUCCAGGCAAUUCACGAUAUCGAGGACAUGGCCGCGAUAGGUCGAGCGACCAAUGUAUGUCCUUACUAUGCCUCACGCGAAUUUGUCAAUGAUGGCGUUGAGAUCAUUACACUACCGUACCAACACUUGAUAAAUGAAAGCACUCGUGAUGCCCUGGGAAUCAACUUAAAGGACUCGAUUGUUAUCAUAGAUGAAGCCCACAACAUCAUUGACACUAUAAAUUCUAUCAACUCUGCAGAAAUUACCUUGAACGAUCUAAUGUACUGUAAAGUAGGGAUUGCCUCGUACACGCGAAAGUUCGCGAAGCGCUUAAGUCCUGAAAACCGGGUCAAUUUGAAAAGACUUUCCACCUUAAUAGCGCUGCUCAUCGAAUUUAUCGAAAAGAACCAUAAGAAUGGUCGCGCAUUUGAGAGUCUCGACAUCUUCGCAGGAAGCAAUGCUGACACGUUGAAUAUCCAUAAUCUAGAGCGCUAUAUGAAAAGAACGAAGAUAGCAUACAAGAUCGAUAGCUACAUUGAACAUCAACAACAAAUUGAUGCAUCUAGCGAUCAGGGUAGUAAGCAACCGGUUCUCUUCAAAGUCGCUGGCUUCCUAAAAACGUUGACCAACCCUUCUGUGGAAGGACAGUUCUUUUUUGACAUAAAUCAUAGCAUGAAGUAUAUGCUUCUAGAGCCAAGUUUCUGCUUCAAAAGCAUAGUGCAAGAGUCUAAAUGCGUUUUGUUGGCCGGUGGGACAAUGGAGCCCAUUUCUGAUUUUAAAACUACCCUACUGCCCUUUGUAGAUGAGGACAGGAUUUCCACAUUUUCUUGUAAGCACGUCAUACCAAAGGAGAACUUGAACACUUUCAUUAUUGGCAACCACUUUGAGUUCACAUUCGAUAAGCGUGAAGAUUCCAAGAUGCUGACAGAGCUACAUGAACUUCUUUUGAGGUUAGCUACCUUCAUACCGGACGGAAUGGUGGUAUUUAUGCCAAGUUACAAAUUUCUUGAAUCACUCUUGAAGUUCUGGAGAUCGAGUUUCAAAUUAACGGACAAGCUAGGACUUAAGAGAGUGUUUCAUGAAGAAUCAGGCAAUCCUGACGUUUUCGCACAGUACGCAGACCAUAUUCGGCUUAAGGAUGGUGGCGCAAUUCUAUUUGCCGUGGUAAGUGGUCGAUUAUCGGAAGGCAUUAACUUCACAGAUGAGCUGGCCCGCGCAGUGAUAAUGGUCGGCUUGCCCUUUCCAAACGUUUUCAGUGGUGAGCUUAUAAUCAAGAGAAAGCAUUUAGAGCAAAAGGUGGUAAGAAACGGAGGCACCAGUAGGGAUGCAACCCUUGUCGCGCGUGAAUUCUACGAGAAUAUGUGCAUGAAGGCGGUAAAUCAAAGCAUAGGAAGGGCAAUAAGACACGCAAAGGACUAUGCCAAUAUUUAUUUGAUCGACAAAAGAUACAAGUCGGAUCACAUUCAACAAAAGCUAUCUAAUUGGGUGCAAGAAAGAAUAUCUAGCUCUACAGAGCUUAAAGAGAUCCUCGAAUUGAGCGAGGACUGGUACAGAACUAGGAAAAAUGCUGAAUGUACAAAAUGCUAA